Ceratitis capitata (Mediterranean fruit fly) is the source of this 912-nucleotide messenger RNA. RefSeq lists its product as uncharacterized. The record is from RefSeq and is a predicted model, not a curated record. Bases 79 to 270 code for a protein of 63 amino acids. The transcript is spliced from 3 exons. NCBI's taxonomy places the organism in Eukaryota, Metazoa, Arthropoda, Insecta, Diptera, Tephritidae.
CAUUUAGGUAAAUUUUGAGGUUAGUCAAAAACCAGCUGAGAUUACAUCGUUGCUUCGGUAGAACUUCACUUUUGGGUCAUGUCUUUGGGUUCUUUUGGAAAGAUUGCUGUUUGUUGGUCGGUCAUUACAUUCGCUGGAGUCUCUGGGUUCAUUUUGUCGAAAAAUUCUGUAGAUAAAAGGCGUUAUCAGGAUAUGCAAAUACGCGAACGCAUGCGAAAAUCGAAUAUUGGUGAUUACGAGCCCAUUGGUGACAGACGUUUCAGUGGUUAAACAAAUAAAACGUUAACAAUAACAAUAACUUAAGACUCCUUUACACCCUUAUACAGUGGGUGGAACUAAAAUAAACCUCUGCUAUUAAGAAAAGGAUAUAACGUACACAAUGGCUAUGCCACAAAUUAGUCAAGCCGAUCAGGCUAAAUUACAAUUGAUGCAAGAAAUGGAAAUCGAAAUGAUGUCUGACUUAUAUAACAGAAUGACAAAUGCCUGUCACAAGAAAUGCAUCCCACCACGCUAUGGCGAAGCUGAGCUGGGUAAAGGCGAAAUGGUCUGUAUUGAUCGCUGUGUCGCCAAAUACUUAGAUAUUCAUGAGAAAAUUGGCAAGAAACUAACCGCUAUGUCCAUACAAGAUGAGGAACUCAUGAAGAAGAUGUCCGGUUAAAUCAUAAAAUACCCCAGUUAGCAAAACCAUCUAUUAUUUAACAACAAAUAGUUUUAAGUUUGAUGUCCUAUCACACGAACUAUAGCCUGGUUUCCAACAACCUUUUGAAUAUGUUUUAAGUUGUUGCUUGUGAUAGUUUUGUCGGGAAAACCAAUACAAUGUUUUGCUGUGCAAAAGUAGAAUAUGUGAAUGUAAAUGUUGUAAAUGCAUUUCUUACGAGUAAUAUCCUUACUCAAUUAAAUAAAUAGUUCAAU